UCGAGAAUGUGUAUGUAUGCUUUAGAGAUGGUCGAAAGUUUGUGUGAACUGUACGGAGAAAGUAAAACGUUGGAGGGAAUGGAGUUUUACAACAAAAAAUUGGUUUAUGAUUUUGCUGAUAUUAACAAAAUGGCUGAAGACGACGAGAUGGAAACAAAAUUACGAAAGUACGGUUUUGGAUAUCGUGCGAAAUAUUUGCAUCAGACUGCGAAGAAACUUGCCGAAUUAGGUGGUGAAGCAUGGCUGAAUGGACUUGUCGAACAACCGUAUGAUAGUGCUAAACAGCAACUUCAAACGUUACCUGGAAUAGGACCAAAGGUGGCAGAUUGUAUAUGUUUGAUGUCGUUGAAUAAGCCGGAUGUGAUACCGGUCGAUACUCAUGUCUUUCAAAUUACCUCAAAAGUAUUUAUGCCGGAAUUGAGCAAAAUCAAAUCUCUCAAUAAUGCGAUUUAUAAGCAAAUUGUUUCAUGGUUAUCGUUNAUAUGGCGUGAAAACUUUGGUGAAUAUGCUGGAUGGGCACAUACCGUGUUAUUCAGUACACAGUUAAAAUUAUUCAACAUCAAAGCAGUUGCUGAGAAGGAGAAUAAGAAGAGAAUUCUGAAGGAUCAAUCGAAUAAAACAGUCAAAAAAACAAAGAAAUAA
Molecule: messenger RNA, 642 nt
Organism: Anisakis simplex (herring worm)
Lineage: Eukaryota; Metazoa; Nematoda; Chromadorea; Rhabditida; Anisakidae
Source: the annotation of a GenBank genome assembly